AUGGCCACUGCACCACCCACACUGCGCGACCGCCAGCUCGCGGCGUUGCAGUCGCUCCUCGCCCUCAACAGCCCCACCGCAUCGACCUCGACCUCGCACGGCGCACAGGGCGGACAGGCGGGCACGCUGAGCCUCAGCGGACAAGGGCAGCUCCCGACAUGGAAGGUCCUCGUCAUGGACAAGGUCGCGCAGGACGUGCUGGCGACCAGUCUCCGCGUCCAGGACUUGCGCGCCGCGGGCGUCACCCUCCACCUGCAAUUGCACUCGGACCGACCUGCGCUGCCCGACGUUCCCGCCAUCUACUUCGUCUCCCCCACCUCUGCCAACGUCCAACGCAUUGCAGCCGACUUGCGAAAGGGUCUCUACGCUUCGACCUACGUCAACUUUACCAGCGCGUUGCCGCGGCCGCUGCUGGAGGAGUUUGCGGAGACCGUCGCGAAGGAUGGGACGGUCGAGGGGGUCGAGCAGGUCUACGAUCAACACCUCGACUACCUCGUUCUCGCACCCUCGCUCUUCUCGCUCGCUCCCUCCGUCUCGACCGCUUCCACUUCCGCAGCACCCUCGACCUCCUCCAACGCCCUUCAACCUUCCGCCACCGCCGCAUCUGACGUCCGAACGACGUAUGAGAGGUUGAACGAGGCGCGGGCGAGCGAGGAGGACAUCGAGGAAAUCACGGACAGGGUUGCGAAGGGUCUCUUCUCGGUGUUGGUGACGAUGGGUCAACUGCCCAUCAUCCGCGCACCGCGAGGGAACGCCGCCGAGAUGGUCGCCCGGAAACUCGACUCGCGACUUCGGGAUCACAUGGCGAGCUCGCGGGGAGUCAACGCUUUUUCGGGCGGUGUUGGCGGAGACGGAUCGUUUGGAAGGCCUUUGCUCGUCAUUCUCGAUCGCAACGUCGACCUCGUCCCGAUGCUCUCGCACAGCUGGACCUAUCAGGCGCUUGUCAACGACGUUCUCGGCAUGAAGCUCAACCGCGUUACUGUCGAGGCUCCCGAUGCCGGCAAGCUCAGCAAGAAGACGUACGACCUCGAUGCCAAGGACUUCUUCUGGGCCAAGAAUGCGCAGAAUCCGUUCCCGCAGGUUGCGGAGGAGAUUGACCUCGAGCUGAACAAGUACAAGCAGGACGCAAACGAGAUUACGCGGUCGACGGGCGUGAGCGAUGUCAACGACCUGGCUCAGGUCGACCUCACCUCGAACGCCGCGAACCUCAAAGCCGCCAUCACCGCCCUCCCCGAACUCACCGCCCGCAAAGCGACGCUCGACACGCACAUGAAUAUCGCGACGGCGCUCCUGCAGGGUAUCAAGGAGCGAGGAUUGGACGAGUUGUUCCAGAUGGAGGAGGCGAUCACGAAGCAGACUAAGCGCGAAUUGCUCGAAGCCGUGCGCGACCCGACCAAGUACAAGCCGGAGGACAAGCUGCGCCUGAUGCUUUGCUACUACUUCUCGAUGCUCGCGAGCGGGUCGGACAAGGGUUUCUCGCGCGACGACUUGGCGGAGUAUGAGCGGGCGUUGAAGGAGGCUGGGGCGGAUAUGGGGCCUUGGGAGUAUGCGAAGAAGCUUCGGGACGUGAUGCGGAUGUCGAGCCUCGGUGCGACAUCGGCGCAGCCUGCGCCCAGUACGGCCGGAGGCGACCUGAUGCGCGGCUUUAGCUCGCUAUCGAACCGACUGACGGACCGGCUUCGCGAUGGCGGCAUCGGCGGUGUCGGCCUCGACAACCUGAUCUCGGGCGUCAAGAACUUCCUCCCCGCCCGCAAGGAUUUCCCCGUAACGCGCAUCGUCGAGGCUCUCAUGGACCCGGCAUCGGCGUCGACACAGGCGUUGCAAGACACGGACGACUACCUGCUCUUUGACCCUCGUUCUGGCGGCCGCUCUGCCCGACCUGCUGCAGCGACGCAGGGACGAGGCCGUCAGCAGUACACGGACGCGAUCGUCUUCACCGUCGGAGGUGGCAGUCUGGUCGAGUACGGCAACCUGAACGACUACAUGAUGCGGAGCGUGCCGGGCGGCGGCGGGAGCGGGAUCGCGGGUGCUGGUGGACAGGCGGGUGGACAGCCGCAGGGAUUGCCGACGAGGCGGAUCACGUACGGUAGUACCGAGAUCCUCACGCCGAGCGAUUUCGUCAAGGCGCUGGGCAGCCUCGCGCGGACGUAG
Rhodotorula toruloides NP11 is the source of this 2151-nucleotide messenger RNA. RefSeq names its product Golgi transport protein Sly1. Bases 1 to 2151 code for a protein of 716 amino acids. The record is from RefSeq and is a predicted model, not a curated record. Gene Ontology annotation, cellular component: Golgi membrane; cytosol. The transcript is spliced from 11 exons. Gene Ontology annotation, molecular function: syntaxin binding. NCBI's taxonomy places the organism in Eukaryota, Fungi, Basidiomycota, Microbotryomycetes, Sporidiobolales, Sporidiobolaceae. Gene Ontology annotation, biological process: endoplasmic reticulum to Golgi vesicle-mediated transport; intracellular protein transport.